ACGCCUCUCUCAGCAAGCUUUGAAUGGCACCACCAGAGCGACACAUGUGGAGUCUUUGGCCAAUGUCUUGACAGAAACAUCUGGCCUCCCUCUUGUGCCUUCUGAGCUGACAGCAGUUGAAUCAAACACACUGGCUCAGUUCAGCAGGAACAGGAGUCCCGUCAGCACUCAACAUUUUGUCGUGGAUCUGUGGAGAAAUCUCAAGGAUGAAAAGUACAGUGACCAUGCGGCAUGCAAGACUUUCAACAGAGAUCAGAGCCUUUUAGGUUGAGUAGAAUGGCAUAACCAGAGAUGACCGAAGAUCUGGAUUUAUGACUGAGUAUGAUACAGCCAUUGUAUCAGCUAAGGAAGGACUGACAUUAGGCACCAGAGGAAUACUUUUCCCCAAAAAGUUCUCUCUAUGUUUGGUAUGAUUUAAGGAUAGUUAAUACACAUGUAAUAUUAUGCAAGAAGCUGCCCAUAAAUGACACUCUUCAUAUCCAAAAAACUGUUUUAUUUGUUUAUUUUUACCAGAAGUGAUAGUGUGGAGGUGUGUUGAUACUGGUGGAGUUAAACUGUGCUGAGUAUAUUUAGAAUCAGGUGUAUUCACUGCCCUCUAGUGUUUACAAUGCUGAAGUACAGCAGUAUAUUAACAUUAACAUCUGUAAUGCUAAUAGUUGUAGUUUCAAUAAGUCAGAAAAAUGUGAAAACUUUCAAAAUAGACAUAAGCCACUAAAAUAAAGCAAUCAGAAACAUUAACAAACAAAAACUGCUUGAUUUGUUUUAAAUGCACAAAUAAAUAAAUAAAUAAAUGUGAAUGAAUGUGCUUCCAUACAAGUGGUUUUGAAUUGUUUGGUUAAAAUGGUUUUAAUGAUGCUGUCCCUGUAGCUGCACAAGAACAUGGGAGCAGAAAGAAAAAUGUCAGUUCAGUAGAAGAGACACAUUUUAGGAGCACUAUCCAAAAUAUUACAACAAAAAUUGCUGUACUGCUUCAUGUCCUCUGGAGGGCAAACUGUCUUCAUACAGUGCAAGUAGUCCCCCGUAAAUAACUCGAAGAAGAAUGAGGAAACGCAGCGACUACAAAAAACUCUAAUAUAAAUCAGACCGUGAAGUUUCUAACAAACAUGUUCAGCCUAGACACUUUUGAGAGUCAGAUAUCUGCAGUGAUGGAGACUCUGGUGGCCUCCGCGGUGUCGGAGCUCCGCAGACUUCUGGACGAGUACUCGGCCAACGUUGUGUCCGCUCAGAGCUGCUCGGCGCCGGCUGUGAAGACCGAGGAGAGCGAAGUGACUGCGACUCUGCCGGAGGAGAGACAGCAGUUUAACGGAACUGUUACGAGCCACUUUGCAGCCCUCAUGGAGACAUGGACCAAAUGUGCGGUUGAAAAAAUAUCAAUGAUUGUGAAAGUGUCCAUAUGUGAAGCUGAAGGUAGUCGUGCUGCAGAUCAGAUGUCACGGCUGGAUGACAAGAAGAAACAGAGGAGUGUGAAACAGAAUGCAGGGCACAAAAAUCAAGUGGUGGUGAGAAGCUCUCGUCGGAAGAUAAAGAAAAUAGGAAAAGUGUGGGAUGACCAUAUAUAUAGCCAAGAGCGACAGACUGAAGAAGCAACAGAAGCAGCAGCUGACUCAGAGUCAGUGACUGAACCUGCUGAAGUAGCCACACAUGAGGAGAAUAACUCCCCGUCUGAACCUGACAUACGAGACUCUCAGGCCACGACAGCAGAGCAGGCCUCCGAUGCCAGCGAGGAGGAUGUCAUCCAAGAGGAUACAGACUCCACUCCAACUACCACAUCAAAGAUCAAACAUAAGGAGACUACAGGGCCAAUCAAAUGUCCCUCUUGUGACAAAACAUUUGCUCUGAAGUGUUUGAUGGAAAGGCACUCCCUGACUCACACCAAACCUCACCUCUGCUCUGAGUGCGGCAAACGUUUCGCUGGACUCCGGGGGCUCAUCGCACAUUCAAGGCGUCACACAGGAGAGAAGCUUUACAAAUGCUCAGAGUGUGGUACAGAGUUUGCUUACAAGUCCACCUUCAACAGACACAUGCGCCAGCACAGCCUGAAGAGACCUAGCACCCAUACAUGCACGCUAUGUGAGAAUCAGUUCGCCGGGGUGUUGGCGCUCCAGCGGCACAGAUGUUUCGCCCUGGAAAAGACGUUUGUCUGCUCGCUCUGCCCGGAGACCUUCAACUGCAGACAGAGUUUGGCUGAUCAUGAGAAUCUGCAUUCAGGAGACAGAGAUUUUGUCUGCGAAAUGUGCGGUGAGAGUUUCCUCUCGUCCUCGUCCUUGACCACCCACCGAGUGACCCACAUGCAGAAGGAAAACUGCUGCGAUGUGCUCGGCCUCGGAUGCAGCGACAUGAGCGUCCUCAAAAAACACCUGAGCAAACACACCGGAGAAAAACUUUUCACCUGCGAGGUUUGCGGGAAAGGUUGCAGUCACCGGAGCGCCCUGAAGCACCACAUGCUGACCCACACGGGGGAAAGGCCGUACGUCUGCGAGACUUGCGGCAAACGCUGCGGCCACGCGAGCGCACUUCAGAACCACAUGAGGAUCCACACCGGGAAGAAACCGGGGGAGCAGCCGGUCUGCGACAUAUGCGGCAAAAAAUUCCGCUGCACGGUCAAUCUCAAAUACCACAUGUACAUCCACACAGGGGAGAAGCCUUACGCCUGCGACCAGUGCAGUAAAAAGUUCAGCAACCCCAGCAAUCUCAAGGUGCACGUGUUGAUUCACUCAGGGGAGAAGAUGUACGGCUGCAACAUCUGCGGCAAAAGGUUCUCUCACUCCAGCAGCCUCAAGCUACACAGAGGCAUCCACACAGGCGAAAAGCCGUAUCGCUGCAGGGUCUGCAGGAAAGGCUUCCUAAACAGCGGCGAGUUCAAGAAGCAUCAAAGGGGUCACCAGCCACAGGAGGCAGGGGAUGGACAGUCUGAAAAAACUGCAGUGAAAAUCUAAAACGUUUCAUGCUGCACAGUCACUUCCUGUACUGAGCACUGAUAGAGAUUGUUGUGUAUACAUUUACAUACACUGGAGAUCGGCUUGGCAGUGUGAGGAUAAAUACUGUGAGACAAUAGAAAUUUGCCAACCAUCAAAUAUUUUUUCAGUCUUGUUGGUAUUGAGGUGUCUCCCCUUUAAUAUCUCUGGUUGUAUUAGACUAUUGCAGGCUUCAUUGCAUAUCAACAGAACUGUUUUAUGGCAAUAAAAGGUCAUUUACAGGAGUAAAACUUUCUGUAUCACAGUGCAAAAUUACAUACACUACAUGGCCAAAAUUUAAUGGAGACUCCAACAUUACACCCCUAUGUGAUUGUUGACCCUGUCAAUCCAAAACCAUGGGUGGUCAUGUGCAGCUACAACAGCCUUCCGUAAACUGUUAAUACAAAGUUGGAAUCACAUGGUUGUCUGAAAUGUUAUUUAAGAUUUCCUUAAGUGGAACUAAAUGAAGUCCAAACCAAGACCAAAAGUAUGCAAUAAUUUGUGGGCAGGGGUGUCCACAUACUUUGGGCAAUAUAGGGCUGUGCGAUAUGAUGAUAUAUAUAACGUGUGACGAGAGAAAAAUGUCUAUCGUUUAUAUUGUUGUGACGCAAAUUACACUCUUUACGGCAAUAUUUUUCGUCAUUUGGAGUCUGUCCAUCUUUUGCGUGGAUCACAUUGAUAAAUUACUCUUCUUGGCUUUUUACUAUUGCACUUACAGUAACAUAAUGAGUUUAGUUGUUGUCAACUCUCCACCGCUGUAUGUCUCUCCUCUGCUGCGCUGCGCACACACGGCGGGCUGAGAAAGAGCAGAGAAGCGGCGAGACGGCGACCAUAAGUGAAAGCAAAACGUGGUAGAGACUGUCUUUAUUUGUGUUAUUUAACCAAAUUUAUGUUCACUCUUUGAAUUUCAGCUAAGUGUGUGAGAGUCUCUGUUGUGUUUUGCUGUAAUUUAUGGUUGCACUAAAUUCUCCUCUGCUCUCUAUAGCCCUUUAGCCCGUAUUCAGACCAAAUCAGGUGGUGCAACCGCAGGAUUGAGCGGAGAUGUGUGGGCAUCUUUGUGCUUUUUAGAACGUAACCGCUGUGAAACAAUCAGAAAAUAAGGUUUUAUUGAUCUGAUUCAUCGGCUUUCUCAU
Messenger RNA from Thunnus maccoyii (southern bluefin tuna), 4087 nucleotides. RefSeq names its product oocyte zinc finger protein XlCOF6-like. NCBI's taxonomy places the organism in Eukaryota, Metazoa, Chordata, Actinopteri, Scombriformes, Scombridae. The transcript has 5 exons. The coding region runs from base 1104 to 2936 and encodes 610 amino acids. The record is from RefSeq and is a predicted model, not a curated record.